AUGGCGCAGAAUAUGUAUCGUGUAGGCGACUGCGUCUAUUUUGAAGAUUCCAAUGCGGGCCCUUACAAUAUUAGAAGAAUUGAAGAACUGACAAAGAGUGGAACUGGUGGAAAUGCUGUGGAAGCUCGGGUCACUGUAUUCUAUAGGCGACGUGAUAUUAGUGCUGCUUUGCUCAAAAUUGCCGAUCAAGCAGAAAGAAGAUUUGAUGAGUAUUUAGAAGAAGACAAGGCAGAUUCUGAGUCCAUGGAUAUUCCAGGUCAAAACGCGGGUGCAAAUGCGAAAGAUUCUGAUGGGAGUGAAGGUAAAGAAAACCGAGAAGAUGAUACCAGCUUCGAUUGGGGAUACGCUGGACUUCCCACUGGAGCUGAGAAGUUAUCAAAAGCAGAUAGAUACAAACUAAGAUUACGAGAGUUGUUCCUAUCUAGACAAAUUGAAACAUUGCCUGCCUCACAAAUCAGAGGGAAGUGUUCUGUUUCAUUGCUCAGUGAUAUUGAAAAUCCUGAAUCUUACGAUAGAGAGGAUGCUUAUUUCUACUCAUUGGUUUAUGACCCUUCCCAAAUGUCCCUCUUAGCCGAUAAGGGUGCUAUACGUGUAGGAGAGAAGUACCAGGCUGAAGUAGCUGCAUUCAACCCUGCUCUUACCGAAACAAAGCAGGAACCAGAAGAUACCAAAGAGAAUGAGGAUCUCAUGAUAGCGGAAGAAGAAGAAACAGACGAUGACACUAAGAAGGAUGCGGCUAAAGGCGCGAUUGAUGAAACCGAAAGAGAAAUUCUUGUCUAUCAUCCUCACCACAAUCUCACUGAGAGAGAAAUUGACCAAUUUCUUAUUGUUGCAAGAGCAGUAGGCACUUUCUCAAGAGCUCUUGACACAAGCUCUUCUACGAAACUUCCUUCACUUCAUAUGACAGCAGCCGCUGCUUCGCGGGAUGUCACCAUAUUCCACGCUAUGGCAUUACUUCAUCAGGCAAACUAUAAUCUUGCUGAGGGAAUGAAGUUUUUGGUUCCACCCCCGGUUAAAGAAGAAUAUCCUUUGGAUGUUGAUAAAGCCACGGGUCAUAACACCAUUAGUUUGGGUGGGCCAAUCCUUAUAAGGGACCAGAUUGAAGAGUGGUCUGCUGCUGAAGCAAAUCUCUUCGAAGAAGCUUUAGAGAAAUAUGGCAAAGAUUUUUCAGACAUCAGAAAUGAUUUCUUGCCUUGGAAAGGAAUGCGGGAUAUUGUUGAAUAUUAUUACAUGUGGAAGACGACUAACCGAUACAUCGAUGGACGUCAUAAAAGAAUUGUUGAAGAAAAAGAGUCCAAAUUGAAACAGGUGUAUAUUCCAAGCCACAACAAACCAUGUGCCAACUUAAUCGGUCAACUAAAUACCACUAAUGUACUCGUUGGAGGCAGUGUUUGUGAAGGCUGCAAGGCAAAAGAAUCUGUAAACUGGUUUGCUUGGGGACCAGCUCAACUUCAAUUGAGACUUUGCCACACUUGUUGGAAUCAUUGGAAACGCUCGGGUGGUUUGCCUUUCAAGCAUUCUUGCGAUCGUUAUGAUCUCGAAGGCGGUACCGACAUAUCAGCUGUUGAAUCGAAAGUUACUCAAAUCAGCGCCAAUUCUGUUACCUCAGUUAAUCCUCUUGUUAUUAACAAAACUUCUGCCGCUGCUCAGAACCGCGUUGUCGGGACUGGCCAAAUCGUGGCUCGAUUGCCACCUUCUGCUCAAGUUCACCUUAACUCUGCUGUUAAUUCAUUAACCAAACCCGGAAGUUCUCUUAAAACGACAACUCCUCCUCCAAAAUCUAGUUCUGACAAAUCCUCACUGCCUCGCGCAGCUCCUUUUAACUUAAAAGCCUCCUUAUAUACCCGUGUUGCUCGUCGCCUUACACCUAAGUCUGUACUGAAUAUCAGGAAACAGGCCCGCAAUCCUCACCUAGAGAUAGAUGUAGCUAUUGUAGCUGAUUAUGUUGCUUCCAUAGACGUUAGAAAGAUUAUUGAUGCAGCCAAAGUUAUCACCAAUAGCCGAAUCCCUCCAGCAUUCACCAAUUUCCUAAAAGAUCGAAGUUCGUUAGUGAAGACUGAUAUAACAACGACCGAUGUUAACAAGGCACGCAAUUCCCUCCCUCCCAAGAAAUUUACCUCGGCCAGCAAUCUGUUCCGCUUCUUUGCCGGACCAAAUAUUCGUAAAGCCCGUGCGAUGGUGAUCAAAGAGAAAGGUUUACGACGACGACAAUUUGUUUAUGAUCCUUCAGCUCAUCUUAUGUUAAUUAAACUUUUCACUCAUUCUAAUAUGUGA
This is a messenger RNA of Auanema sp. JU1783, 2274 nucleotides long. The record is from the annotation of a GenBank genome assembly. Lineage: Eukaryota; Metazoa; Nematoda; Chromadorea; Rhabditida; Rhabditidae.